Molecule: messenger RNA, 483 nt
Organism: Cylas formicarius (sweet potato weevil)
Lineage: Eukaryota; Metazoa; Arthropoda; Insecta; Coleoptera; Brentidae
Gene: Csas
Product: N-acylneuraminate cytidylyltransferase
Exons: 3
Coding region: 1-483 (160 amino acids)
Molecular function (GO): N-acylneuraminate cytidylyltransferase activity
Source: RefSeq, a predicted model, not a curated record
AUGUCCGCGUUAGUUUCCGUUGCACUUUUUUGGUUAACACUUCAAAACGCUCUAAGCUGCGUAAAUUACAAAAGAGAACCCUUUAUCAAAACGCCCCACGUGGCGGCACUGAUAUUAGCCAGAGGCGGCUCGAAAGGUAUCACAUUGAAAAAUCUUCAGACUGUCGGAAACGAAACAUUGCUCGGCAGAGCCCUGACGACGAUCAACCAAAUAAAAUUCUCGUCAAUUUGGGUAUCGACCGAUCACUUCUCGAUAGCACUAGAAGCAGAUAAAUAUGGAGCGAAUAUACACUGGCGCUCAGCGGAAACCGCAACCGACCAGGCCAGUUCGAUCUCUGCUGCACAGGAAUUUCUUGUUCACCACAGUAUCGUCGACGGGGUUGCUUUAAUUCAGUGUACAUCUCCGUUUAAUAAAAAAGAGUACUUGCAGAGAGGAUUCGAUUUGUUCGGGUUUCACGAAUGCGUGUUUUCGGUUACAAGGUAA